AUGCGGCCUCGGUCGGCGCUGCUCCCUGCAGCGACAUAUCGCAAUUCUCGACUAUGCACAGCGAGUAGCUUCGCGCGAACCACGCCGGGACGACCAACAUUGCCUCUUCCGCGCAUCGGGGCAAAUUCCCAGCAGCAGCGAUGCAUUACGCAGCAGUAUAUCCGACGCAUGAAGGACGCGGAGAAGGAAUGGGCUGGAUUCGCCGAGGAAAUAAAGGCCGGGAAGAGGAAGAGCUUCACGGCGCAUCUCGAGGAACGGGGUCUGAUUCAUGAUGUCGUUGGGGAACGCGAAUUGCUGGAUAAGGUCUUCACGGAGAAGAGAGUUGGGAUGUACGUUGGAAUCGACCCGACUGCGCCCUCCAUGCACGUUGGACAUAUGCUUCCCUUUAUGGUGUUGGCUUGGGGAUACGUCUGGGGCCUACCGGUGACAUUUUUGCUCGGUGGUGCUACGUCUCGAGUCGGCGAUCCUACAGGGCGGUUAAAGGGUCGGGAACAAGUGCAUUCGUCGAUUCGGAAAGCAAAUAUGGCAAGCAUGCAUAUGCAGCUGAAGAAGCUGGGUACGAGCAUUGAGCAGUACGGCCGAAGACACGGGUACGAACGACAGCCGAUCUGGAAGCGCGCCCUGACAAACAAUAAUACCUGGUGGAACUCGAUGCCUUUCCUGGAAAUCCUGCGCGAUCUGGGAGUAUAUAUGAGAGUUGGUCCGAUGCUCGGCAGAGAUACUGUCAAGAGCCGAUUAAACACCGGAGAUGGCAUGUCGUUUGCUGAGUUCUCUUACCCGCUGCUGCAAGCGUGGGAUUGGUGGACGCUGUUCCAGAGGGGUGUUCAGGUGCAAGUGGGAGGUUCCGAUCAAUAUGGAAACAUCCUGUUUGGUAUGGAUGCCGUCAAGUCGAUCAGCCAAAAUACUGCCAACGAGCAGGUCCGGAACCCCUUGGAAUCGGAGAUCGACAGGCCGAUUGGCUUCACCACCCCGUUAUUGACAGCACCAUCGGGCGAGAAGUUUGGCAAGUCUGCCGGCAAUGCUAUUUGGCUCGACAAGGACUUGACUUCGACAUUUGAACUUUACCAGUUCUUCGUCCGCACGCCUGAUGAUACCGUCGAGCGCUACCUGAAGCUAUUCACUUUCUUGCCUUUGCCCGAGAUCGCCACGAUCAUGGAGGAGCAGAACAAAGACCCCUCGAAGCGAGUUGCUCAACAUGCGCUGGCAUUUGAGUUCGUGGAGCUCAUCCAUGGCAAAGACGAGGCGGAUGCCGUCGCGCUCCAGCACCGCCAGCUGUUCCGGCCGCGAUCAUCGAACGCCGAACCUACGCCACUCCGUCGGUCAUCCAGUCCUCCCGCUAGCCACGCCCAGUCUCCCACGGCUGGGUUCAUCACGCCUCAGUCUGGGAACCCAUAUGCGCCCCAGACAAACUUUGCCAACAUGCCCGGGGUUAAUGUGACCCUUCCACGCUCCCUCGUCUAUGGCCAAUCAUUCAACAAGGUCUUGUGGUCAGCAGGGCUUGUUUCCUCCAAGAGCGAGGGCCACCGGGUCAUCGUGAACAACGGUGCCUCGGUUGGCAGCCGUCCCGGCGAUAGCGGGCCCAUGUCGGAUGACCUCUCUUUCACUCCCAUCAAGACCUGGUUCGCGGAGAAGACCGAGGACUACAUCAUUGAGGGUAACUUGCUGAUGCUGAAGCUGGGCAAGUGGAAGUUCAAGAUCGUGCAGAUUGUCAGCGACGAGGAAUUCCGCGAGCGUGGGCUGACUGCUCCGGGAUGGGAAGAAGAACCGAAGGAAUGA
Messenger RNA from Penicillium alfredii, 1776 nucleotides. RefSeq names its product tyrosine--tRNA ligase MSY1. Gene Ontology annotation, biological process: tyrosyl-tRNA aminoacylation. Gene Ontology annotation, molecular function: RNA binding; tyrosine-tRNA ligase activity; ATP binding. The coding region runs from base 1 to 1776 and encodes 591 amino acids. The record is from RefSeq and is a predicted model, not a curated record. The transcript has 5 exons. Gene Ontology annotation, cellular component: mitochondrion; cytosol. Lineage: Eukaryota; Fungi; Ascomycota; Eurotiomycetes; Eurotiales; Aspergillaceae.